Molecule: messenger RNA, 7979 nt
Organism: Equus quagga
Lineage: Eukaryota; Metazoa; Chordata; Mammalia; Perissodactyla; Equidae
Gene: HHIP
Product: hedgehog interacting protein
Exons: 14
Coding region: 13-2061 (682 amino acids)
Source: RefSeq, a predicted model, not a curated record
UCGGGGCAGACGAUGCUGAAGAUGCUCUCCUUUAAGCUGCUGCUGCUGGCCGUGGCUCUGGGCUUCUUUGAAGGAGAUGCUAAGUUUGGGGAAAGAAGCGAAGGGAGCGGAGCGAGGAGAAGAAGGUGCCUGAAUGGGAACCCCCCGAAGCGCCUGAAAAGGAGAGAUAGGCGGAUGAUGUCCCAGCUGGAGCUGCUGAGUGGGGGAGAGAUGCUGUGCGGUGCCUUCUACCCUCGGCUGUCCUGCUGCCUGCGGAGUGACAGCCCGGGGCUAGGGCGGCUGGAUAACAAGAUAUUUUCUGUCACCAACAACACAGAGUGCGGGAAGUUACUGGAAGAAAUCAAGUGUGCCCUGUGCUCUCCACACUCCCAGAGCCUGUUCCACUCACCCGAGAGAGAAGCCUUGGAAAGAGACCUAGAACUUCCCCUGCUCUGCAAAGACUAUUGCAAAGAAUUCUUUUAUACUUGCCGAGGCCACAUUCCAGGUUUCCUUCAAACUACUGCAGAUGAGUUUUGCUUUUACUAUGCAAGGAAAGAUGGCGGGUUGUGCUUUCCAGAUUUCCCAAGAAAACAGAUCAGAGGACCAGCAUCUAACUACUUGGAUCAGAUGGAAGAAUAUGACAAAGUGGAAGAGAUGAGCAGAAAGCACAAACACAACUGCUUCUGUAUUCAGGAGGUUGUGAGUGGGCUGCGCCAGCCUGUCAGCGCCCUGCAUAGUGGGGAUGGCUCGCACCGUCUCUUCAUUCUGGAAAAAGAAGGUUACGUGAAGAUACUUACCCCUGAAGGAGAAAUUUUCAAGGAGCCUUAUUUGGACAUUCACAAACUUGUUCAAAGUGGAAUAAAGGGAGGAGAUGAAAGAGGACUGCUAAGCCUUGCAUUCCAUCCCAAUUACAAGAAAAAUGGAAAGCUGUAUGUGUCUUAUACCACCAACCAAGAGCGGUGGGCUAUCGGGCCUCAUGACCACAUUCUUAGAGUUGUGGAAUACACAGUAUCCAGAAAAAAUCCCCAUCAAGUGGAUCUGAGAACUGCCAGAGUCUUUCUUGAAGUGGCAGAACUCCACAGAAAGCAUCUGGGGGGACAGCUGCUUUUUGGCCCUGAUGGGUUUUUGUACAUCAUUCUCGGUGAUGGGAUGAUCACACUGGAUGAUAUGGAAGAAAUGGAUGGAUUAAGUGAUUUCACAGGUUCGGUGCUCCGGCUGGAUGUGGACACAGACAUGUGCAGUGUGCCGUAUUCCAUACCAAGAAGCAACCCGCACUUCAACAGCACCAGCCAGCCCCCGGAAGUGUUUGCCCACGGCCUCCACGAUCCAGGCAGAUGUGCUGUCGAUCGACAUCCCACUGAUAUAAACAUCAAUUUAACAAUACUUUGUUCAGACUCCAAUGGAAAGAACAGAUCAUCAGCCAGAAUCCUACAGAUAAUAAAGGGGAAAGAUUAUGAAAGUGAGCCAUCACUUUUAGAAUUCAAGCCAUUCAGUAAUGGUCCUUUGGUUGGUGGGUUCGUUUACCGAGGCUGCCAGUCUGAAAGACUCUAUGGAAGCUACGUGUUUGGAGACCGUAAUGGGAAUUUCUUAACUCUCCAGCAAAGUCCUGUGAGCAAACAAUGGCAAGAAAAACCGCUCUGUCUUGGCAACAGUGGUUCCUGUAGAGGUUACUUUUCAGGUCACAUAUUGGGAUUUGGAGAAGACGAAUUAGGUGAAGUUUACAUUCUAUCAAGUAGCAAAAGUAUGACCCAGACUCACAAUGGAAAACUCUACAAAAUCGUAGAUCCCAAAAGACCUCUAAUGCCUGAGGAAUGCAGAGCCACGGUACAACCUGCGCAGACGCUGACUUCGGAGUGCUCCCGGCUCUGUCGGAACGGCUACUGUACGCCCACGGGAAAAUGCUGCUGCAGCCCGGGAUGGGAAGGGGACUUCUGCAGAAUCGCAAAAUGUGAGCCAGCAUGUCGUCACGGAGGUGUCUGUGUUAGACCAAACAAGUGCCUCUGUAAAAAAGGAUACCUUGGUCCUCAGUGUGAACAAGUGGACAGAAACAUCCGCAGAGUAACCAGGGCAGACAUCACCUAGAUGAAACACCUUUACCCUGUCCUGUAAAAUACUAAAGUUACAUUUUUCACCAACUUAAUUGGAAUGAAGGGGAGUGAGAAACAGUCUUUAAUGUGCUGUGGAUCUAAUCUAGCAAUGUAUCCUUGUGCCAACAUGUAAUCAUUAACGACGGAUGAAAAAGCAAGAAAACAGCCAAUCCUUAUAAAAUUCCAGCAUUAAACAUUUGUAAUGUGCUUUUCACCAUAGCAAGACUGUCCGAGUAUACGUAAUUAGAAUGUUGCAGAUUUCAGAUUGAAUCGAACCUCACUGAGAAGAGCUCACUCGUUUUGACAAAUCUUGGUUAUGUAAGCUGUCACUUGUACAAAUUUUUAAUAUAAUAAUUCUUGCCAAAUAUGACUUUUAAUGUAUAUGUUCUUUCAGAACUCAAUGAAAAUCCUCUUUGGUUAAUGUAUGAAUAAAUUUUCUGUAAAUGUUCUGUUCAAGUUUUUAAAGAAAUGCCAUGUUCUGACUUAAAACUGCAAAAAGUCUGAUAGACAUUUGUCUUAAUGGUUUUCGAGGCCAGCUCUCUACGUUUAGGUUAUAAGAAAAUUAUACGGCCUCUUUGCACUACUGAAAAAACACCUACUCAUGACAUGCACACACCCACUAGAGGUUGUCCUUCUGUAAACAUCUGUUCUUCCAGAAUCUAAAUUGGAGAGUAGUAUAGAUUACACAGCACAGGCUGACUUUCCAAACCUGCUCCUUAACUUUAGGAAUAUGAGCCUCAAUUAAAAAAAAAUAAAAUCUUGUAACUAGUAUUUCUCUAUUGUUUUAAAGCGAGAGAUUUGCAAUUAAAGCACAGUGAGCAUUUAUAUAGAAACCACAACGUAGAAAGGUUGGUUAAGUACACUGCUCUUGUCUUCCAUAUAUGAUUACUUAAGUUUCAAGUGACCUCAUGCCAAAUGGAAAUGGGUUGAGAAAUCUUGGUUCAGUGCUUAGUGAACAAUAGCCUGCAUUAAAAAGUGCAUGCAUAAUUUUGCACAAUUUAGAUUCAAUUGACAGUCUAUUCAAAGAAGUCUCAGGAUUAAAUGAGCAUGGAGACCAAAUUGCCCUCUUACCCCAGAAAAGGGGUGGUCCUUUCUAGUCAGACUAGCACUUCAUUGGCCCAGCAGUGUGACAAAUCUUGCAAUGAACCCUGCAGUAGCCUGCAUCUGUAGGUUAAUAGCAGUCUUUUGUCUCCGUUGCUUUCUCUUCAUAGCCUUUUUACUGAAUUCCAUCACAGAAAGUUUUACAAUUAAAAAAAAAUGUCCUGACAACCAUUUUUGUAAGUGGACCUUACCAUCUAAUCGUCCCUUAUUCAACGUGGGUGACAUUAACAAAAUGUGAACUUCUCGUGAGGGGGCCAGCUGUCUAAAUCUGUCAAAUUGUGCAGUUUUAUUACACAUUCUCCCAUUCAUAGUUUCACUGAAAACAAUAAGGAUACUGCUAUAUAUUCAGCAAAAUCUGAAAAAUCCAGCGUUUCUUCUUACAUCCUUAAUCUUUCCAUUUCUUCCAAAAGAAUCUUUCCAAAAGAAAAGGUGUUAUAUUGCCGUGAGUUCUCCAAUGUAAAAAUAUCUAUAUUAAAUUGACCAAGCCCAGAUUGUUUUAUACAGUCCUUUCCCAAGUGAAGAGUUUCAAAUGACUUAGAAAAACAUAUGUACCCAGGUGUCAUUGUUUAUUCUAUUGUGAGUCAUUAGAAUAAAAGACCAAAAUCUUCUAAAAAGGAGAGAGCAAGAUCCAUGGAUAUUAAACCCAAACAAAAAAAGUAAAGUCGUUGGAGUCAUUUCUUUAUGUUCUUAGGAAAGAAGAAAAUAGCAAAGGCUAAUUGAGGGCUACAUAUUUUAAAUGCAGUGUCAUUUCAAAAAAUCCUUUGACCUUUCCUUUGAAGUAGAUUUUUAAAAUACGUGACUGGAGAAUUAUCUUAAAUAAUUCAUGGUGAGAGGCAGGUAGGAAUUGGUUGAAAAGUAUGAGCUAGGGAAAAGUUAAUGUUUCAAUACACAAAUGGCAACAUCUCCUUGGUUCAUAAGGCACACAAUCAAAAUAGAAGAAAAAUGUCCUUGGUAUGAAUGCAGAUGUAUGAGAUAAAGAUUAAACAAAGAAAUAGGAAGAUGUAUAUUAUUGCUUUGUCCAUUCUAGAGGUUAAAUUUUGGCUGCCAAUUUAAUGUGAAAUGCUGUUAUGGUAGUUAUAAAGAGUUGGAGAAAAGCUUUCUACCACUGCUUCUGCCACACUCUUGUCCUGGUUAAUAGAACUUUGUUUUCUCGCCAAUUAUUUAAGGUAAUGAGAAGAAAACUGAAUUGGCACAUGAUUACAGUAAAAAGAAGGGAAGAGUUAAGAAACUUGAGUGAUGGCAAUAAAAAGUGCUUCCAUCCAUAACUUUUCUUCUUAGAAUUUUGUUUCAAUGUGGCUCUUGUAAAAUGUAUCUUUUAUUUUAUCACAAAGAAUACUCAGUUUUCUCAGAUUAAUGGACUAUCUCAUAAAGAAAGAGCGAAGAAACUUACACAUACAACAUAUACACACAACCUAAGUAGAAAACCAUUCUCCUUUCAUUUACAUACUUUAGAGCAGGCACUUCUUCUCUAUUUCUUUCUUUGAAAAUAAUUACAUAAUAAUGUACUAACAAUAUUUAACGUCUCUCUUUUCGAUAUUGUUUUUAUCUCUGAAUCAUAAACUAUACAACAAGCCUACUAAGUGUAAGACAUGAGGUUAGAUGCCACAUUUAGGGUCUUUCAAAGUACACAUUAAUUUAAACUUUUAUUAGUCUAAAUUUCUUAGUUUUGACAUAUAAAAGAGAAAUGAAGUCCAAAUUUUUAAGAGGAAAAUAAGAUAUACCAUAGGUAGUUGUAUUGAUUUAUCAAUAAAUUAAAGUUUCUGAGCAUCGCCAUAGAAUAGUACCUAUGAUAUCUAUCUUUCUCUCUCACUCUCUUGUCUCUCUGUACCUCUCUUCUCCCCCUCCAUACAUCCUUCUUCUUUUUAACCUUUCCCUUCUCCUCUAUUUCUAUUGGUUUUGACUAAACAGACAUGUCUUCAGUACACCCAUAAUGAAGAUGUCCUGGGGUAGGGUUGCUACUGAUUUUGCUGGUUAUGAUCUUUUCUUUAUUUUCCUGAAAAAUGCCCUCUCCUGGUGUCACAUUUGCUCAGACUCUAUAUCAAGAAGAACAGUAGACAAAUAUGAACAUAUUAGACUGAUCUAUUAUAACCAUUUGAAAGAAAUAACCAAAAGCAUAAAUGACUGCCAGCCUGGAUGCUCCAGUUCAACUGGUGUUCCAUCAUAGAUACAGGAAAGACACAAGGAAUAUCCCCAGUCAAGAGCCUGAGCAAACAGUAGUGAAAGUUAGUAGCUAGUUGCUAUUCAAUUAAAAACCAUGACUAUGGACUGUCUUUUGAAGAAGAUUAUUCCAAAUCUAUGAGGAUAAAAUAAGAAGUAGUUCCCUCAAUGGAGACUUCAGAAUCUUCUUUCCCCAUCUCUGGGAUAAGACUUGAACUUGCAGAGAACUCAUACCAAAAUUCUAUGCCCAGAAAAUAUACGUAUUUCUAUAUUACCCCCGGGAAGUUAGUGGGCCUAUUAUUGUGAAUGCUGGCGAUACCUUCAGAAAGUUCCUCUUUAGAAUAUCCUAAAGAAAUAUAUGUUUGCUAUCUUCCCUUCUUUCUCUUUGCUACAUCAACACAACUUAGUCAUACCUCCAAUAAUUAAGAUGGUGUCAAAGAAGAUGGGAAACUUAAGAAUAGAAGCAUUUUGAUAUUAAAAAUAUUAAAAACAUGACCAUAGAACCUGCCAAACACUAAUCCUAGCCAACUUCAACACUUCUUUCUCUUAAAUGUGUCCUCAUAAGUUUUGGAAAUUGCCUUCAAACGGCUGUUUAGGAGAGUAAGAUGAUGCCUUCCUGAGUGCGUGAGGGAGUGUUACAGCACCGUUUCUUCUCAAUCAUAUUGGUAGUUUCUGUGCUGCUGUGGAGAGGUUUAUUCAUUUAUCAGAUUAGCACUUUCUUAAAUUCUUCAUUAAAUAUGAACCCAAGACACACUCAUCAUUUACCUUGCUUUCCCAUAACCAUUUGUGUAGGUCAUAUAUAAGUUGGUUGAAAAAACAAAAAAUGAGUGAUGGAUUCCUUGUAUCAACAUAAAGCCUUGGGCCUAAAACCUGUUAUUGCUUUUUUUAGCCAGUUACAUAGUGAUUUAUAAACCAAAAAAGAAGUAUCACCUCAACAUAGAAUUCUAGGUUACAUCUCAUGUAUAUCACAAAGUCAGACGUCACGUUUCAUUCAGGAUUUUUUUUUUGCAUAUGUGCAUUACGUAUUAGUUAAAAUCAAAGUACAAGUAUACAUAUGCAAGCAAAUUAACAUAAAUGUAUGGUGAGGUAUCACAAUUGACUAUAAUAUUUUCAGUUAAAAAGACAUUUUAGCACAUAGGAUAGAAAAAACAACAUUCACAGUGAUGGGAAAUUCAUAAUGGCUAAAUAUAAGAUCAGUUUUGUCUUCACAGCUAGAAACUAAUUCUUGUACAUUUCCUUUUGCCCUAAAGAAUAACUAGCCAAUAGUUUCCAUUCACAUGAACAGUGUGUGGUCAGGUUUGGCAUAGUAUGUGCCCAAAAUGUAUGCUGGAUGUUUCUUUACCUCAUAUUCUUAAAAUCUGAGACAUGACUUUCCUAGAAUAAAUUAAGAUUUCAUGUAUAGUAGAAUCUGUUUCAUAAUACUAUUUUGAGAAGUUGAAUUGACAACUUAGGAGGUAUCAGAUAUUUCCCUUAUGGUGUUACAUUCAUAGGACAUUUUUGGAUAUGCAUUUCACCAAGAACCAUGUAGUAAAAAGAUCAAUGAUACUGAAGUACUAUGAAUUUUUGAAACCUGAUUCCCUAGGACACGCUAAAGAAGACUGUUUAUUUAAAAGAAACCCAUCUAAUUCAAAUGAAAAAAAUUGUCAAAUCAUUAUAAUUAGUAAGCAUAAGAGAAACCUGAAAAGAGACUCUGUGUCUUUCUAGGCUUUAUCUGUGAUUAAUUUUGUCCAGUUUUAAAGAAUGGUUAACUUUAUCAUUGUUCUAACAUGUUUUGGUUUCCCUAGUUCAUUUUCGUUUAGGUUGUGGACAGGGCAAUCUGUCCAUACCCUUACUCGUGGAAAAUACCAGAACGAAUCCUUGCUUGAAUUUCUGUUAAUAAGAGGCAGAAGGCUAUAGGAACAAGUAGUAAAAACAGGUACACUUGUAAGGGAGCAGAGUUAAUAUACACUAGUUGGGAUUUCUACAAGUGUUCUUCUAAAAAGUAACACACAGUCGUUAGCUCAGAUAAUCCCUCUAAGUUUGAAUUAAUCUGACUUAUUUAACCAAGUUAUUAUAAUCUGCCAUUCUCUUUGAUCGCUCUAUUAUUCAGCCAUCCAUCCAUUCAUUAAUUCAAUAAAUAUUUAUUGAAGUGCCUAGCAUGAUCAUGUGCUAUAGAAAAGGCAAGGACGUUUACAGUGGGGGAUUGUGAGCCCAGUGCAUAUGAUGAACAUGUUGGAAGCAAAAGACAAUAAUCACACUCAGUGAGCUCCAUUCAGCUCAUUAGAAUCCAGCAAUAAUAGUACAGAUGGCCUAAAGUACGUUUGUGUGUAUCUGUACGUGUGCACACACCCAUGUAUAUAUAUUUAUCUAUCUGUACAAACACUACAUAUGUAUACACACUAUCUAUGUAAUAUAUAAUAUAUGUAUAAUGCAUAUAAAUUCUAACAAGUGUAUUUGUGUUAUCUUUAAAAUAGAACAAUUGUAUCUUGAAGUGGUAAAUGCAGAGAAUUGGUGUUUAUUGUUGAUCUGUGGAUUUAAUGAUUUUUAGGUGAAAAGGAUGUUUAAGUGUAUAAUUUCUUUUCUUAAUUUAAUAUAUUUAUGUAAAUGCAUGCCUGAAAUUUGGUUAGAUUGGCUGUGUUUUGUGUCCUUUAACAUGAUCAAAUGUAUUAAACUUUA